AUGAUUUUUAGUUAGUACGAACCUUCAAACGAUACGUGUCAAAAUUUGACAGCAAUCGGUCGAUUGGUUCGUGAGAUAUAGCGUUUUGAGUGAAACAACUUUUGUUAUUGUGAAAAAAAUGGAAAAAGACGAAUUUCGUGUGUUAAUAAAACACUGUUUUUUGAUGGGAAAAAAUACUGUGCAAACCAAACAAUGGCUUGAUAAAUGUUACCCGGACUCUGCGCCAGCACAAUCAAAUAUAAAAUAUUGGUUUCGUGAAUUUAAACGUGGUCGUACAGACACAGACGAUGCACAACGCAGUGGACGUCCAAAAGAGGUGGUUACGCCAGAAAACAUCAAAAAAAUCCACAAAAUAAUUUUGAAUGACCGUAAUGUGAAGUUGAGCGAGAUAGCUGAAACCCUAAAGAUAUCAAAGGAACGUGUACAUCAUAUUAUUCACGAAUAUUUGGAUAUGCGAAAGCUCUGCGCAAAGUGGGUGCCGCGUGAGCUCACAAUCGAUCAAAAACAACAACGUGUUGAUGAUUCGGAGCAAUGUUUGAAGCUGUUUAACAGCAAUAAAACCGAAUUUUUGCGUCGAUAUGUGACAAUGGAUGAAACAUGGCUCCAUCAAUACACUCCAGAGUCCAAUCGACAGUCAGCGGAGUGGACUGCACGCGACGAACCCAAUCCAAAGCGUGGAAAGACGCAACAGUCGGCUGGCAAG
Molecule: messenger RNA, 703 nt
Organism: Contarinia nasturtii (swede midge)
Lineage: Eukaryota; Metazoa; Arthropoda; Insecta; Diptera; Cecidomyiidae
Product: protein GVQW3-like
Exons: 1
Molecular function (GO): nucleic acid binding
Source: RefSeq, a predicted model, not a curated record